Messenger RNA from Sphaeramia orbicularis (orbiculate cardinalfish), 837 nucleotides. Its product is annotated as syntaxin-1A-like. Bases 310 to 837 code for a protein of 175 amino acids. The record is from RefSeq and is a predicted model, not a curated record. Gene Ontology annotation, molecular function: SNARE binding; SNAP receptor activity. Gene Ontology annotation, biological process: exocytosis; synaptic vesicle fusion to presynaptic active zone membrane; intracellular protein transport. The transcript has 7 exons. Gene Ontology annotation, cellular component: plasma membrane; endomembrane system; SNARE complex. NCBI's taxonomy places the organism in Eukaryota, Metazoa, Chordata, Actinopteri, Kurtiformes, Apogonidae.
GGGUGUUCCUUACACACAGGUGGAGGGGCAGGUACCUUCACCGAAAAUAACCGACGGAACAGAAAAACUCGACGAUGCUUCACUUCAAUUUACUCUAGUCAGACAAAGACAGGACGAUAAUCACCUCUGGAUGCGUUUUUAGAAGUUAAAUAAGACUUAACGCCGCCCGAACGGACAGAAAUGGUGCAUAUAUUCAUCGGCGUAUGGCAGCAUCCCGCCUAAACGGAUAGCUUUACGGUUUUAAUUCAUGCGCGUGCUGCACCUGUGUUUUCAGAACGGCAGCUGUUGUUUUCAGGUGAUUAAAGGAAUAUGACCGACAACACGAAGAGAGCCGACAUGGAGGAGUUCUUCAAAACGGUGGGAGAGGUACGAGUUCUCAUAGAAACUAUUUCCAACCAAGUGGAGGAGGUGGAGAGGAGACAUGGAGUUAUCCUGUCCAACCCAAACAAAGACCACAGAAACAAAGAAGAGCUGCAGAAACUGAACAGUGACAUCAACAGGAACUCGAACUUGGUCCGGGCCAGGUUAAAAUCGAUACAGAAGAAUUUGCUUCUAGAGGAGAACGGCAAAAGUGCAUCAGUAAUCCAGCGAAUCCACAAGAACCAGCACUCACACCUGACUCUAUGCUUUGUGGAUGUGAUGAGGAGUUAUUAUAGAGCUCAAAUCGACUUCAGAGAGAAAUGCAAAGCACGAAUCCAAAGGCAGCUGGAAAUUGUGGAUAAAAUCACCACAGAUGAAGAGCUGGAGGACAUGUUGAAUGGUGACAAUCCUGAGAUCUUCAUAUCUGAUAUCAAAUCUGAGGCUCGGCUUUCAAGCCAGGCUCUGAAUGGAGAUUGA